Molecule: messenger RNA, 1021 nt
Organism: Phycomyces blakesleeanus NRRL 1555(-)
Lineage: Eukaryota; Fungi; Mucoromycota; Mucoromycetes; Mucorales; Phycomycetaceae
Exons: 3
Biological process (GO): fungal-type cell wall organization
Cellular component (GO): fungal-type cell wall; plasma membrane
Source: RefSeq, a predicted model, not a curated record
UAUCCUUCUAUUUCUCUUUGGUUGCCUUUAACUCAAAAUGACAAGACUCUCACUAACUGCUAUUGUCCUAGCCAUCUCUGCAGUGACCCUGGCCCAGGCACAAGGUCCCGAAUGUUCCGGUAGCAUCAAACCCAUAAGUCAGGGUGACCUUGAAGCUAUCAAGAACUGUAAGGUCUUCACUGGCUCAAUUCUUAUCGAUGCCACCCAAGAGGCCUUCCUGACUCUUAACGGGGUCGAGGAAAUAACCGGCGAUCUUAUUGUCCAAUCAAGCGUUGACCUCAAGUCAUUCAGUGCACCCCAGCUAAAGGUCGUCCGGGGGGAGCUCAAGCUGCAGAACCACACUAUCCUUGAACGUGCAGACCUACCUGCCCUGGUCGAAGCAAAGGGACUCACCCUGGCAAUCUUGCCAGGUCUUCAAAUCAUCCAGUUCCCCAGCGGUCUCAACAAGGUCGAGUCUGUUAGAAUCGAAGACACCCGUGCACCAGCCGUCACUGGCCUGGGUCCCGAGACCAUGGACACUUUUAUUCUCACAAACAACAAUUACAUGCGCCAGUUUGAUCUCUCAACCGUCAAGCAAAUGACCGGCACACUCUUUAUCACCUCUAAUGGCCAAGGUCUUGACUUUGGGGCGACCAAUCUGGCCACUCUCCGCAGUGCCACAUUCCGCAACCUUGCUCAGCUCAACCUGCCUGUUCUCACAACAGUGGCAGCGGAUAUUUCAUUCCACCAAAAUGAAUUCACCAAGCUUUCUCUUGAUGGCCUUGAGAUGAUCGGUGGCACGAUGACUCUGGCAAACAAUGACCGGCUCACUGAGACCUCGUUCAAGAGUCUGUUCAAGAUCGGUGGUGCUCUGUCGAUCGGCAACAACACCCAGCUCAAGGCCAUCGACGGCUUCUCUAAAUUGUCCGAGGUAGAUGGAACAAUUGACCUCGCAGGUGCCUUUGACUUGUACGCCAUGCCAGCCAUCCAAGAUAUCCGCGGUGGAAUGCGGCUCCAGACCUCAAGUUCGGUUUUCCCUUGC